This is a messenger RNA of Perkinsus marinus ATCC 50983, 730 nucleotides long. RefSeq lists its product as hypothetical. NCBI's taxonomy places the organism in Eukaryota, Perkinsozoa, Perkinsida, Perkinsidae. The record is from RefSeq and is a predicted model, not a curated record. The annotation marks the transcript as partial. The transcript is spliced from 8 exons.
AUGCAUUGUACUACUUCAUGGAANNNNGGACAGAUUCAGUGCUGGAAAAUUCCUAUGGGAAACACCUACAGUAACUGCAGCUCGCGCCUCGAGGGAAUCGCUACACUGCCGGUCCUCCUUCCAUUCGGGAUCACAUUAUUCGCGUUUGAUUUCGCGGGCUCAGGGAGGUCCGAUGGCGAAUACGUCAGUCUGGGGUACUUUGAAAAGGACGAUCUAGCCUGCGUGGUGGAGCAUCUGAGGGCCACGGGAACUGUUAGCACUAUCGGGCUGUGGGGUCGUAGUAUGGGUGCAGUGACUGCAUUACUACACGGUGAUAGAGAUCCUAGUAUUGCAGGAAUGGUGCUCGAUUCGCCUUUCCAAGACCUGCGUAUUGUAGCUGAAGAAUUGGUGAUUCAAUUUGGUGGUUUCCGAGUACCGAAAUUCAUUGUAAACAUUGCUAUGAGCAUGAUACGCAAUUCAAUCAGAAGUAGAGCCAACUUUGAUAUCAACGACCUAGUACCUAUCAAACAUGUCGAUCGGACUUUUAUACCCGCCCUUUUCGCAGCUGCCGAAGACGACACGUUUAUUAAACCGCACCACGCUCGAGCACUCUAUGAAGCUUAUGCAGGGGACAAGAAUUUGGUCACAGUUGAGGGAGAUCACAAUUCUGUGCGACCCAAAUUCUUCACAGAUUCUGUCGCGAUAUUUUUCUUCAACACUUUACAGUGUUCAGAACUUGUUGGGAGUUGGC